Messenger RNA from Staurois parvus, 2187 nucleotides. Lineage: Eukaryota; Metazoa; Chordata; Amphibia; Anura; Ranidae. The record is from the annotation of a GenBank genome assembly.
ACUGUGAACAUGGCAGCCACAAGACGGCUCGUGAAUACAGUUGCCGUGAUCACCAUCAAUCAUCCACCUGUCAAUGCUCUCAGCUCAUCAGUCCGCCAUGCAUUGGUUGAAGAAUUUGGCAAAGCCAGCAAAGAUCCCACAGUGGAGGCCAUUGUGUUGAACGGGUCCAAUGGAAAAUUCAGUGCAGGUGCAGACAUACGGGAGUUUGGCACUUCUGCUAUUAAAACUGUCUCUUUAGAAGACAUAAAUGGCACCAUUGAAGCUAGCCAGAAGCCUGUAGUGGCAGCUAUUGAAGGUAUAGCACUUGGUGGAGGGCUUGAGCUAGCCCUGGCAUGUCACUACAGAGUGGCAGACAUACAGUCCCGGGUUGGUCUUCCUGAAGUGCUAAUUGGCAUUCUACCAGCAGCCGGAGGAACUCAGCGUCUGCCUAGGCUGAUAGGCAUUCCUGCUGCUCUAGAUGUGAUUGUUCGAGGAAGGCACAUUCCUGCCACAGAAGCGCUAAAUCUGGGUAUUGUUGAUGAAGUUGUGCAGGGGAGUGCUGUGGAUGCAGCUAUACAGUUGGCCCAAAAGGUUAUUGGACUUCCAUUGAAUAAACGGAGGCUGAGUACUCUCCGUAUCUCCUCUAAUCUCAAUAUGGAGGACUUUCUAGAUACUACAGUGGAGAAAACAAAGAAGCAGUUCCGUGGUGCCCAGGCUCCCAUGGCCUGUAUUGAAGCUGUGCGAGCAUCCGUCCUUCUGCCUUACCAUCGUGGUGUGGAAAAGGAAAGGCAGCUGUUCCUGUCUCUGUGGGCUACAGGCCAGCCUCAAGCCCAGCAGUAUGCCUUCUUCUCAGAAAGGGAGGCUGCAAAAUGGAGCCAUCCCUCAGGUGCAAGGUGGUACUCUGAGGAACCAAAGCUUGUCCGUACAGCUGCUGUCAUAGGACUGGGGACCAUGGGAAGAGGAAUAGUCAUAUCGCUAUCAAAGGCAAAUAUCCCUGUCAUUGCCAUUGAGCAAGACGCAUAUCAGUUGGAAAUGGGGAAGAAAGCAGUGAAUAGUCUGCUAGAGCGUGAAGCUGAAAAGUUAAAACAGCAAGGAUUUUCUCCUGGUAGUAAAUUAGCCUCUGUUCACUUCACACUUGCGUUUGGAGAACUUCAAGAUGUUGAUCUUGUUAUUGAAGCAGUCUAUGAAAAUAUGGAGCUGAAAAAGGAGAUAUUCCGUAAACUGUCUUCUGUCUGUAAGUCUAAUGCUUUCCUGUGCACUAACACAUCUGGACUUAAUAUUGAUGAAAUUGCAUCUGUCACAGACCGACCAAACCAAGUCAUUGGUACUCACUUCUUUUCCCCUGCCAACAUAAUGAAACUCUUAGAAGUGGUGAGAGGUCAGCAAACAUCACUCACUACCAUUGCCACAGCUAUGAACCUUGGGAAAAUACUGGGAAAAGUAACAGUGCUGGUUGGUAACUGCCCGUUGUUUGUUGGUAAUCGAAUGUUGGGUCCAUACCUUGAACAAGCAAGUUACCUACUGGAAGAAGGAUGCUAUCCAGAAACCGUGGACCGAGCCAUGGAAGAGUUUGGCUUUGCCAUGGGUCCUUUUCGGAUGAUGGAUCUGGCUGGUUUGGAUGUUGGCUGGAGGUCAAGAACAGAAAAAGGUCUAACUGGGGCCAACGUUCCUCAGGGUACUCCUGCUAGAAAGCGGCUAGGAAACAGGUACAGUCCCCUUGCUGACUUACUGUGUGAAUCAGGAAGGUUUGGACAAAAGACUGGUAAAGGUUGGUAUCAGUAUGAAAAGCCAGGGGGUAGAACUGCAAGACCAGACCCAUGGGUGAAGGAUUUUCUGCAGAAAUAUAGAAAAACUCAUCAAAUUAAACAACAGCCUUCAAAUCAAGAACAGAUUGUGGAAAGAUGUGUCUAUGCACUUGCUAAUGAAGGAUUCCGCAUCUUAGAAGAUGGAAUAGCUUCAUGUCCAGAGGAUAUUGAUGUUAUAUACAACAAUGGCUAUGGCUGGCCUAAGUAUAGAGGAGGUCCCAUGUAUUAUGCUUCUUUUGUUGGCUUACCUAAAGUGUUUAACACUUUGGAAAAAUAUUACAAGGCCAACGCAGAUGUCCCAAGUAUGAAGCCUGCCUUCUUACUGAAGAAGCUGGCAGCUGUAGGUGGGCCGCCCAUCAAAGAAUGGAGAUUACAGGUUGGGAAACCUGUUAACAAGCUUUAA